Molecule: messenger RNA, 4790 nt
Organism: Pollicipes pollicipes
Lineage: Eukaryota; Metazoa; Arthropoda; Thecostraca; Pollicipedomorpha; Pollicipedidae
Product: kazrin
Exons: 17
Coding region: 567-4220 (1217 amino acids)
Molecular function (GO): protein binding
Source: RefSeq, a predicted model, not a curated record
CGUGGCCGAGUGAACCCGUGUGCAAAUUAAUCUGGACGAGAGUGUAAUGGAGCGUUGCCGGAUCACUCAGCAUCCGCUGACCCGCAUCGGACAUGGGCAGCAUCCCCGGAGCCUUGUACAUUAUCUCCCUGCACCAUCAAGUGCCCCAGUCCUCCAGCACUGCAUGCGAUACUUUUGCUUUGUCUAAAGCACCGUUUGCUCCGCUCACCUGCGAGAGGUUCUUGAACUUGAGAAAGGACUCCUCUGAAUGCAGCACAAUCGUCAUUGUUGGAACCCCUGCAGGAGCACCGCCUCCACCACCGCGCUAUCCCGCGGAACGCUGACUGAAACCAGCCUGAGGAAGACCUGUCGUGGGCAAGUGGUCACCAAGCAGACCUCGUGCGGUCGUGAUACAGUGUCAGGACACCGAAGACUAACUAGCUAGGGCUUGGAAACGCCUGAUUCCAUCAGCUGACGACGCGCGUGAUACCGCUACCAUUCACGUCGGCACGGCCGGCCAGCCGACGUGCGCUGCCCGUGGCCGGGUGGGGACGAAGCGGCGCGGGACGCCGUCGCCGCCGCCAGCUAUGGAGACGUCCGCCGGUCUCCGUGCCGACGCCUCAGCAUCGUGCGUCACCGCUGGAAGCGAUGCUGCACUCUGCCUGCGCGUCGGGGGCUGCGCCGCGGUUCCUGAUGGUCCUGGGGGUGACGCAGGGCACGUUGAUCCGUCGGGAAGUUCCCGGGCUGCGCUUUGCGACGGAGUCGAGAGUCUUGCCACGCUCGCCGACGGCAGAAGCCAAGCCAAGCUCUCCGCUGCUGAUAACGGCGGGAGCCACGCCAAGCUCUCCGGUGCCGACGGCCGCACGGAGGCCUGCGCACGUGUUGGGAGUGGCGCUGAUGUCCCUUUGUGUGCUGGGAGUAGUGCUGUUGCCUCGACAAGUGCUGUGAGUAGUGCUGAUGCCUUGACGGCAAGUGCUGGGGCCGGUGCUGAUGCCUCCACCUCCAACGCUGGGGGUGGUGCUGAUGCCUCCCCCUCAAACGCUGGGGGUGGUGCUGAUGCCUCCAUCUCAAGCGCUGGGGACGGUGCUGAUGCCUCCACCUCAAACGCUGGGGGCGGUGCUGAUGCCUCGACCAGAGCUGGGAGUAGUGCUGAUGUCUCGACGAGUGCUGGGGGUGGCGCUGCUCCUUCGAACCUCGCCAGGUCGUGCACCGGACCCUCCGGCGCCGCAGUGCCUGCUGCCAGCGGCGGCGCAUCGUCGCCAGCGCGAGCUAGGAGUCGCGCCCGGUACCAAGGCCGGGCCGGCGGCGGCGCCGCGUACCCUGGCCGCACUGCGGUACCGCUGGUGGCUCCGCCACCGGUCGGAGGCGGCGUGUUUUCCCGCGCUUUCGCCAGACACAACAAAGACCUGGCGCACGUGCUUCAGUCAUUGGAACAGCUGCACACCCAGCUCAGCGAGGUGGACGUUGACUACGAUGAUGUCGAGUCUCUCUCGGAGGGCCACAAGACGGCGCUGUACGCGUCUGUCGUGCUCGUCAAGCAGAUGCUGAACGAGACCCAGACCAAGUUCCACAGCAUGAUGGAGGACAACCAAAUAUUGGGAUCCCGCAUCGACAGCAACCUGCAGGUGGCCCAGUCCCAGGUUACUGACCUGAGGUCAGAGCUAGCAGAUACUCACAGGAUGAUCGACCAGUUGGCAGCGGCGGCGGGCUCCGGAGACCGCCCCCGCCCGGCCGCCGCCGCGCCGCCGGAGAAGACCAAGGUCAACGGGGUCACGGCGCCGGCGGCCGACGCGCCGGCGGCCGAGCCCCUGCUAAGCUCGGAGCCGGUGCCACCCGCCACCGAGGACGCCACCGACCUGCCCUCCGACGAGGAGCACACAUACUACGAUAGAAACGCGCUGCUGGCAAUGGACCAGUCGCGUCUUGUGGAGGCCUGCCUCUCGCUGCAGUCGAGCCACCAGGCGCUGCGGCAGCGAGGCCGCGGCCUGCGCUCGCAGGUGGCCGGCCUGAGCGGCGCCGGCGACGCGCUCGAGGCGCAGACCAGCCAGCUGCGCGUCAAACUGAAGGCCAGCGAGGCCGAGGUGGCGCUCACCAAGGAGGCGUUAGCAGCGCUCAAGGCUGACCGGAAGCGGUUGAAGGCGGAAAAGUUUGACCUGCUGAAUCAGAUGAAGCAGCUGUACCAGACGCUGGAGGACAAGGAGCGCGAACUGCGUGAUUUCAUCCGAAACUACGAGCAGCGGAUAAAGGAAAACGACGAGUCGCUGCGCACGCUGGCCGCCGAGCGAGACGAGACAGAGCGUGAGAAGUGGAACAUUCUGAAACACGCGCGCGACGAGACGGAACGCUCCGUGGGGCUGUCGGCCGAACUGAGCAACAAGGACGGCCAGCUCAAACACAUCACUGAGGAGCUCACGGGCCUACGGAAGCAGCUCUCGCAACUGGGCUACUACUCAGACCAGGAGGCGGCGAGCCGGCCGAGUCGCGCCGCGGCGCCGCCGCCGGCCGCCGCGCCGGCGCUGGCGCCAGCGCCGCCCUCGCUCUCUCCGGGCGCGCUCGGCACGCCCAACGGCCGCGGCUCGAGCGCCGACUCGGGAGUUCGAGUCAGCUCUGACCGCGACUCGGUGGCCGCCGGCACCUCGGGCAACCUGAGCGACUCGACCACCAGCGGCGAGGCGGGCGCUCCGGCGCACAACCCGGACGGCGUGCCCACCGACUAUGACUCGAUAUCGAUAGUGUCCUCCGUAACCGCGUGCAGUCCCUACUACUACUACGCCCCGGCGGACGGCCAGCGCGGCUCGCCCACCAUGUCGCCCCUCACGCUGUCGCACACAGUCGACGUCGCCUCCAUCUCCAAGUCGGCUGAGCAGCUGGACUCGCUUGACCAGCUGGACCGCAAGCUGCGUCCUAAGGGCGCCAAGCAGGGGACCUGGGGCAGCAUCUCGCGGGUGUUCUCGCGCCAAAAGCAACGCAAGCAGCUGCAUAUGGGCGCGCACACAAACGACGAGACGUGGUCGCCACACUCGUCGCUCUGCUCGUCGCCGCUGACGGACGAGUCGUACGCCGAGAAGCUGCGCCUGCUGGAGGAGGCGCAGCAGCUGCCCAUGGAGCGCUGGAAGGCCUCGAUGGUUCUGGCCUGGCUCCAGGUGACCCUCGGCAUGCCGCAGUACGGCCCCGCCUGCGCCGAGAACGUCCGAUCCGGCAAGGUGAUGCUGGAGCUGACGGACGUGGACCUGGAGCGGGGUCUUGGUAUCCUGCAGCCGAUGCACAAGAAGAAGCUUCGGCUGGCCAUCGAGGAGCUGCGCCAGCCACACCUCUGCAAGUACCCGUACAUCUCUCAGCUGAACCACGGCUGGGUGGCGGCUGAGUGGUUGCCCGACGUCGGCCUGGCGCAGUACUCCGACAUCUUCAGCGCCCACCUCAUGGAUGGACGGAUGCUGGCGCACCUCACCAAGAAAGACAUGGAGAAAUACCUGAACGUCACCAGGAAGUUCCACCAGGUGUCGAUGCUGCACGGCAUCCAGCUGCUGCGGCUGCUGCAGUUCGACCGCCAGAUCAUCUGCGAGCGCCGCCAGCGCAGCGAGCUGAACGGCGACGACGUGCUGGUCUGGACCAACGCCCGCUUCGUGCACUGGGCCCGCUCCAUCGACCUGGCAGAGUACGCUGAUAAUCUCAAAGACUCGGGUGUGCAUGGGGCACUGGUGACGCUCGAGCUCUCCUUCACGGCGGACACCAUGGCCACGGCGCUGGGCGUGCCCCAGUCCAAGAGCAUGAUCCGCCGGCAUCUGGCGGCGGAGCUGGACAAGCUGGUGCGGCCGGCCAGGGUGCUGCUGGACGAGGAGGCGCGGUACGCGCGCUGGGAGCAGGAGCGCCGACGCGCCGACCGGCCGGCCGCCGCCACCCUGGGCCGACCGUUCUCGCGCUCGUACGCCAGCGGUCUGCAGCGCAGCUCCGACAAGGACAAGCGCGGCUCCAGUCUCCGGAACAUGCAACUCCAGUUCAUGCACAAGAAGGGGUCGCUGAGCCGGGCAUUCGGCCUGAAGACGCGCCAGGAGCUGCAGCAGAGGGAGCCGGUGUACGAGACGCCGCGGGCGUCGGCGGCGCGCGCGGCGCCCCCGCCGCCACCGCCGCUGGAGCGGCCGCAGUCCGUGGUGACGACCAGCAGUGAGUCGCGUGUCGAGAGGCAGCACCGCCGCAUCAAGUCCAUCAGCGACAUGGAGACCAUCACCGUGACGCCCGUCUGAGACCCGGCAGAGACGGCGCACUGCGGCGCGCGCUGGUGCAAUACGGCAGCGGUCGGGCCGCGUUUACUGCCAUCUAGCGGGCCAGUGAACACUUGAGCACGAUUUUCGCCGGUGAGGCAUUCGCUACGAAUGGGUCAAUGGAUGGUGGACGCGCGGGAGUGCUGAUACCCGGGAACUUCUGGGCUUGGUGACGACGACAGGCGGCAGCAGUGCACGUGCGGCGACGUGCGUUGUGCGGGGCGGCUACCCCCCGAUGAAGGCCGCACGUCUCGUGCCCCUGUGAUACCGGAGACAGCACAGCCGUCGUUUGCCAAAUGCUCUAGUCAUGCCCGCGGGCCGGGGUCGCCCCCGGCGUUUUCCGCGCCGCCCCUUUCCUCCCCGCCUGUACAAACGGUGUCCGGCGUCGGCCAGAGGGCGGCGCUCGCUCAAGUCGGUCGGCCGCGCCGCGGGGCUCGGGUCUCGGUCGGAGGUCUCGACCUCAAGGUGAAAACCGGCCUCGCCGGCCAGACCCACACUUUAUAUUGCGGAGACGGUGCAGCGCUGGUGGCUAAAUAAAGCUUUACAUAUCCA